Perognathus longimembris pacificus (Pacific pocket mouse) is the source of this 576-nucleotide messenger RNA. RefSeq names its product zinc finger protein 39-like. The transcript is spliced from 5 exons. The record is from RefSeq and is a predicted model, not a curated record. Gene Ontology annotation, biological process: regulation of DNA-templated transcription. Lineage: Eukaryota; Metazoa; Chordata; Mammalia; Rodentia; Heteromyidae. Bases 1 to 576 code for a protein of 191 amino acids.
AUGCACCGUGGGAAAUGUAGUCUCUCCAAGGCACAGAACCAUUGGCUGGGCUCUUCCUGCUCCUUCUGUGCAUGCGCCUUCCCGCCCAUUGUCGGCGUUUUCCGCUCGGGAAUUCCGGUUCCUGACGCUGUACCGCGCUACUUGGAAGUUACUGAAGUAAAGUUCCGCGUUCUGAGUUUUGGACCCAGGGUAGCUCGAGCCCCCGCCGUGCCUUGGCGAACCUUGGGGCCUGAAAUCUAUGCUUUCACAAUGACGGUGCAUUGCCAACAGCAACAAAAAAUGAAUGGAUCUCUGGAGUUGAUAUCAUUUGAGGAUGUGUGUGUGGACUUCACCUGGGAGGAGUGGAAGGACCUGGAUGAUGCUCAGAGGACCCUGUAUAGAGAUGUAAUGCUGGAGACCUAUAGCAACGUGGUGUCCUUGGGGCACUGUGUUUCUAAGCCAGAAGUGAUUGUUAAGCUGGAGAAAAGGGCAGAGCCAUGGGUAGGAGAAGCCCAAGACAAGAAGAAUAAAGAUUUUACCAGAGCUAGCUUAAGGGAAUUGCAAGAACACAUCAAAAGCAAAUAUUCUAAGCAUUAA